AUGAUAGAAGAUUCAUUAUUUGCUGAAUCCUUUUGGAAUCCAAUACCACUUAAUUCAUUUUCAAACGAUGACGAUUAUAAUGUGUUUUAACUAUACUCAGGAAACACCCCAGUACAAAUAAGAGUCAUCCCAGGGUAAUUAUUAGCCAGUAGUCAAUAAUUGGAUUUAUUGCAAACAUUCAUCACAUUAGACGAGAAAGGAGUGACACUUUAAAAUAAAUUUGGAUAAAUAACUUUCUUAGGACCAUAAUUAUAGUAGUUUUAUGAACACAUCAAUAAAUAUUGUAUGCAUCUAGAUAUUCAAAAUCAUUAUACAAUUGAGAAAUAAACUCACUAGUUAGAUAAUUUUGAGAUUUUUCAAUCCAGAGAUAAAAUGACUGGUAUUUAAAAGUCAAUAAAAAAGUAUUCAAAAAAAUUAGGAAAAUCCUAUUUGUAGACUAUUGUUGACUAUAGGAAUUAUGAAUAUUUAUAUGAGGAUGACUAAUAUCUGUAUUUGGUCAUGUCAUAUUUAAAUGGACAAAAAAUCAACAAUUUAACUUUGGAAGAGUCAUGUUUUGGACUACUCAAACUAUUAUACAAAUAUCACAAUCAAGGCUUUGCAUUAAACUGUUUCUCUGAAUCGAAUACUAUUUUAUUGGAUGAAAAUUAUAAUAUGGAAAUACUGGAUAAUUCUUAACUUAAAAGAAUUACAUCCGAUUAGCAAAAAGAAAUAUAGUAAGAUGUUCAAACUAUUCAUAAUUAUCUUUUAUAAAAAUUUCCCCACAAAUAAGAUACUUUGUAAAACAUUUUAGACACAAAAAUUCAAUCAGUCCAAGAAUUGCUCUUCCAUUAAUUAUUUAUCAAUUACUUUGGUGAUAGCCACUUUUUUGUGUUCUUAAACGCAAAACCCUAUCAAAAGUACAACAACCUCACUUCAAAUCCUUAACUAAAUUUGCUUGAAACUUUCAAUACUAUAAGAUCAAGUAUUAUGGAUUCAUCAGAUGAAUCAGAUGAUGUGUAAGAAAUUAAUCAGUUUAAUUUUUCCCAUUCACAAUUCGAGGACUCUCCAAUGCUCUCUCCUAAGCUGAAGCCAAAACAUCAGUCAAGAUUGUCAAGUAGAUAAGUUGUCCUUGAAACCUUAUUAAAUGAACACAUAAUCACACCUGAAUAAUUCCAAUAGUUUUAUAAAGAAGAAGACUUUUAAAACGAGCAGGAAAUAAAUGAGUUUAGUGAAAUGCUCUCUAAAGAAAUUGAAAAUUCUUAAUUAACAACUCCCAUUUAAAGUGAUUCCACUGCUACCUGUCCUAAUACAGUUAUUAUUCACUCUAGAAAAAAUGUCGUCAAUCGAAUUAGUGAUAUCAUACUUGAAGCUUAAUAGGAAUUUAUUUAAGCUACAAAAAAACCUUAUAAUGUUAGUAAAGUCUAGAAUGUAAGGAAGAAUCUAUUCAAUUUACAUUGA
Messenger RNA from Paramecium tetraurelia, 1437 nucleotides. RefSeq lists its product as uncharacterized. NCBI's taxonomy places the organism in Eukaryota, Ciliophora, Oligohymenophorea, Peniculida, Parameciidae. The transcript is spliced from 6 exons. The record is from RefSeq and is a predicted model, not a curated record.